Molecule: messenger RNA, 594 nt
Organism: Punctularia strigosozonata HHB-11173 SS5
Lineage: Eukaryota; Fungi; Basidiomycota; Agaricomycetes; Corticiales; Punctulariaceae
Exons: 1
Source: RefSeq, a predicted model, not a curated record
AUCGCCUUAGCAUGCCUCAAUCUCCCAAUUGGGGUCCGAUACGCCCCUGAAAAUCUCUAUCUUGCUGCUCUGGUCCCAGGUCCUCAAGAGCCAUCCCUAACAGCUCUGAAUCAUUACAUCCGACCCAUUAUAGACGAUUUCGUCACUGGCUGGCAUGACGGUUUCUUUCUGUCCCGCACUGCAUGUUACAACAGUGGCCGUCUCGCCCGAGUAGCCCUUGCUAACGCUGUGUGCGAUCUACCAGCUGCUCGGAAAAUAGCGUCCUUAGCGCCGUCAAUAUCGAAGAAGUUUUGCAGUGUAUGCAAUUGUUGGCAUCCUGUGGACCCAACAGACCGCCGAUGGCGAUUGACCAAACUGGGCAGGGUCGAUUACCAGCAGUGGCGUUGUCGGAACGUUGCCGAGAUGCGCGUUGCGGCGGAGAAAUGGAGAGAUGCUACGUCCGAGGAACAGCGGACGCGGCUUUUUCUUGAAACGGGUGUGCGCUGGUCCGAACUUUGGCGGCUACCGUACUGGGAUCCGACCCAACAACUCGUUGUUGACAGCAUGCAUUGUCUUCUCGAGGGUCUAGCUCACUUUCACUACGUUUCAGUACUG